GUGUCAGUUCCAUGCCAAUGGAAAGGGACCAUGUUGAAGAAAUGGUAACACGAUGUAUAGUGGAAGUUCUCUCUACUGCUCUGUCUAAACCAAAUGCUCCACCAAUAAACCCUCUGUGCAAAGAUAUCCUUAAGAAGAGCAGCAGGUAUAACACAGCAGAAAAGAAAAAUGAAAAUGAGGAGCAGCUUGAAGUGAGGCAUUUGCAAGAACCAUCAGAGGAUGAAAACCAUCAGCAAGUGAGUGUGGAAGAACAACGAGGUCGGAAGGAAGAAAGCGAGGAAGAGAAACACCUUCAUGAGGAAGAUGAGAGCAGAAGUGAGGAGGACAAACACAAUGGGGAUAGUCACUCUCAUGAGACUAGAAUCCAUAACAGAGGAAAAAAGCACCGUAUGAACGUAAGAGGUGAGGAAGAAGAGGAUGAUGAUGAGAACAGCUAUAAGAGAAAUAACCACAGUGAAGAAGGAAUCAAAGAAAAGGGGAAUCAUGCUGAAGACUCAGAGGCAGAGUAUGAACUUCCAGACAAAAGGUCUCACUCCAAAAGCAUGGAGGAGUUCUCUCCCGGGGAUGAUAAACUCUCUGAGAGCCAUAGGCACUCUGAGGAAAAGAUGAACAGCAAUGAAAAGAGACACCAUGAAAGUGAUGAAGAUGAGGAGCAGGAAGUGCAGGAGGAAGAGGAGGAAAGCAGUGAAAGGUAUCGCCAUGAGUCUAAGGAACACAGUUCGUACCAGUACAGAGAGCAUGAAGCAUCUGAGGAGAACGAAGAAGAGGAAAAACGACGCUACAAACCAAAACAUUAUCACAAAAAGCACAGAGUAGGUGACUCCUCCAAAGAAAGGCAAGAUCACGAUAGUGAGAAAAGGAACCCACUUGAGGAACCCAAUGAUGAUGAGAAUCGAUUCUGGGAUAAAAAGAGCCAUGACCAGAAACACCAUUACAAAGAGCCAGAACAUCACCUUGAAGAGAAGAGGAGGUAUGGGGAACACAGCUCUGAAGAGUUGGAGGAGAAGAGGCACACUGGUCACGGGAGCGAGUACAGAGAGCAGCGCCAUCAGAACAAGAACAGUGGAGAGGAAGGCCAGAGGUACCACAUUGGUGGGGAAAGCGAGGAAGACAGACAUGAGAAAAAGAGGUACCAUGAUGAACCACGUGAGGCGGGGAGACAUCACUAUGAGGAGAAGAAACACCAUAGUGAAGAGAGUGAUGAAGACCUCGAUAAGCACCAUGGUCACAGAAACAGGGAUGAGAAGAGACAUCAUGGCGAAGGCAGACACCACCUACAUGACAGGGAAGAUGAAGAGACACACAAGCUGCACAGUGGAGAGAGCAAAGGGCAGUCAAUGAGGCCCUAUAGUACUGAGGAGUGGGAUGGGGAGGAGAAAAGGUACUAUCCUGGCUACGAGGGGGAUGAAGAAAUAGAAAAGAGACAUUACAGCGAGAAUCAGAAACAAGACAAUGAGGAUAGUAUGGAGAAAGUGAGGUAUGGGGAAGAGUAUAGGAGUCACUUCCCUGCCGACAACGCAAAAAGGGCUGCAAUGCGGUACAGUCCCUUAUACCACCACCUACAGUGGAAAAGCAGAAAUGAUGAUAAAAAGGACAAUAUGGGGGAACAGAUUCUGGAAAGUGAACAGGAAAGCAAACCCAGCGUGAAUGAGAAGAAUUUCUUCCCAGAAUACGACUACGAUUGGUGGGAGAAAAAGCAGCUUCUGGACAGUUUGAAUCAUGGGCCUGGUGAGAAGAGGACUCUCGGAAAGCUCCGCAAACUUGAUAUAAAAAGACAGUAUGACAGGAUGGAUCAACUUGCCCAGCUUCUGAAUUACAAGAAGAAAUCGGCUGAAUUUCCAGAACUGUACAAUUCUGGGGAAGACCUAAAAAAGCGUCAAGUGAUCAGGAGUGACAAGGGAAGUCUCAGCCAGAGGCCUCUGACAGAAGAGGAGGAAAAAGAGCUGGAAAAUCUGGCUGCUAUGGAUUUGGAACUGCAGAAAAUAGCUGAGAAGUUCAAUGUUAACAGGAGGGGAUGAAGACUGUGUACAAUGGUGCAUUUCAAAGCUAAGUGUAGCGUUACUUACUUAAAAUAUUUAUAUUUCUUGGUAAUUCACUGCCACUGAAGUAUUGUUUACCCUAAAACAGGAAAUGCAAUUUACUGUCCACUGAAGUGUAGUGAUUUACACAGCUCGAAAUGUCUUUAAUUUGCAAUUAUGCUACUGAGAUCCAACUAGCAUGAAUUCUAGUAUAUAAACUUACAUGUAAGGCAGAUAUUUUAAUAUGCUUGUGAAAAUAAUUGUGUUUGUGUUCUUCAGAAAUAUAUUUGUCUGAGUUUGAAAUAAAAAUAUUCAUCUUGGACCAAAAUCCUUCUCCUUGCUUGACUUGUUUUGGUCUAAUUUUUGUGAAUAUUUUCAAAUAACCCAGAUCAGACAAACAGAUGUAAAUAAAACACUGAAAUGUAGUUUCUGUAUGUUUAUUUCUGAAGCUUAAAAUAGAAACACACAUACAUUUUCUUUAUAUUCUAGAUCGCAAGAGCUUGUAAAGUAUACCAGAAUCUUGAUAGUUUGCACCAAUGACUCAAAUUUAUUGUCAGAAAAUUAGUUUUGUAAAUUAGCUGCUAUGUAAACAUACAUCAAAAGUAAGGUUAUUGUAUCACCAAAUACACAUGGUUGUUUAUUUUGGCAGUUCAUAAUGCUUAAUAUAUUAAUACAUUCACUGUGGUAGACUAUAAAAGUAGAGUCAAAUUAUACCACACUUGUACAAACUGAGUAGUUCUUUGGGAGUACUGCCAUUAACUUGUGUGAAUAGGUGCUCCCCCAUUGUAGAGGUAACAAUAUCUCAUCAAUCUCUCACACAAUACCACACUAGUCAUCCUUUGUACAGAAAUGCCAAGCUAUAAAGCAAAUAGAUUAGAAGGGUUCUAUGGUAUCAUCCUUAGAUGGACCAACGGUGAAUGAGCAACUGGUACAGAGCUUGGAUCUCCAUAAAACAGUCUGUCCUUGCUAAGAACAAUGAGUAGGAGGGCUGUAGAAACAUCAACUCAUGAAUCAUAUGCCACCACACAGCAGCAUAAGGAAUUUUCCUUUAAAUAGCUUCAACUGCUAUUUGUGUAUCCUGAGCUCAAGUUUAAUCAGAUUUAUCUAAGUGUUAAAAAAAAUUGCCAUGACAAUGUCUCUCUUCACUGUAUAACAUGGGGGAAGAAUACACGUGUUUAAAGUAUAACAUGUUGCCUGCAUGUAUCACAGCAUAUGUUCUGCUUGGACUAUUUUAAUCCAACUAGCCACCUGCUUAUUAAAGUAUUUCAUCCUAAAUCUAACAGUGCAAAGCAGCUCAGAACAAAAUUACAUUUUAAGAUCCUCCUCCUGCAAAUACUUAGGCACAUGCUAGUGACACUGAGUUAAAUGGGGCUACUCAAGGGCUGGAGUCUGUCCCAUUUAAGUGACAGAGCAAAACCCUAGCCCCACUGAAGGCAAUGGCAGUUUUACUAUUGACUUGUAUGAGGACCAGGAUUUCACUGUAAGAUGUCUCACUUCUUAUGCAGGCCCUAAAUGUGUGAAUAAGUGUGUGGCCUGCAAACUUCUUUCAGACUUGACUCCCUGGAAACACAACAUAAUGCUCUUUCUCCUCCACUUCCUACACAAGAAAUAUUUGCCAAGAGCAUCAGCGGUGAGCAAGCAGUUUUCAGAAGCUUCUAGGGAUAUGAUAAAUCCCCCUUUUUUAGAAUUCAAACCAAAAUCAAAGUGACAUCCAUGAGAAGUACUGAAUACAAUCAUGUUCAUUAUAGCAUGUAACAUUUAUAAUUCACUGAAGCUUUGCUUUAAAAUAACUUGAUUUAAAUAAAGAUUCAUAUUUACAGCAAUCAUUACUCAGAAUAGUCUUAGGAUAUGUGCUAUGGGGAAAAUAUGGCCAUACAAUGUAAAUGUGAAGCUGCUGAAAAGCCUGUCAACCACAACUUACUGAAUGUGUGCUGGGAGUCAGUCUCAAAACAUAAGUAAAUAUAGAUUUUGUAUAAAAAUCAUUUACAAUGCUAAUUCAUAGGGAAUAAUGCCCUAAUAUUUUAGCUAAAACAUAACAAUUUAAUCUGCAUUCAAUACACAUAAUGUUCAAAUCUGGCAAAGUAUUCUGGGUAAAAAACGUAAGCAGAACUGUAUCGCCUCUCUGGCGGAAAGCUAUUUAUAAGGCUCCAACGCCUCCUCCCCACCAAAAAAAAAAAAGCCCAAGCUUGUGGUAGCUCUGCUAUUUAUAAAGCCUGUGUUCUGCUUUCAUUAUUCCACAGGGCUGAUAUACCUACCCACAAGGGCUGUACUUAGGGUGCUUUCAAAAUGAAAUACAGAGCCCACUUCUAUUUUUGGAUCAUGCCAACUGCAACGGGCAGCCAGCUAAACUCUACUAAGCAAAAACAAAAACAAACAAAAUCUUUUCCCAAAGCUAGUUCUGUUCCCUGACAAUUUUUCCUUGUCAAAAUUCAACUUUCUAGCAACAGGUGUUUCAGCAGCAGUUGCUUAACACUCUCCUUUCCCCUGCUAACACACAUGCUUAAACAAACAAACAAACAAACAAACAAACAAA
This is a messenger RNA of Pelodiscus sinensis (Chinese soft-shelled turtle), 4551 nucleotides long. Lineage: Eukaryota; Metazoa; Chordata; Testudines; Trionychidae. The record is from RefSeq and is a predicted model, not a curated record.